This is a messenger RNA of Tetranychus urticae (two-spotted spider mite), 1472 nucleotides long. RefSeq lists its product as uncharacterized. The record is from RefSeq and is a predicted model, not a curated record. NCBI's taxonomy places the organism in Eukaryota, Metazoa, Arthropoda, Arachnida, Trombidiformes, Tetranychidae.
UUUGUUUUUAUUUUCAUUAAUAUUUUCAGUCAAUUGUGGGAAAUCUUAUUGGAAUAACUUUGAGGUAAAAAAUUAAAUAUGUAUCAUGUUACUAGUUUAUCGACUUCUGACAAGCCUUAUUAUUCCGUAAUUUGUCGAUACAUUGAAGCUGAUUCUCAAAAAAAGCGCAAAUUGGUGGUGCCGAUACGAGAUUUGAAGCCUUCUACAAAAGAUAUAUUAUCUCAUUUUCAAGCCAUUGGAGCAGUUAUACGAUCGAAACACUCAGCGUUGUUGGACUCAGUUGAUGAAAAAAUACUCCUUAAAUGUUUGCUAAUUGCUCAUUAUCACUCAACUGGUUCUUCUGAUUAUCGUUCAAUUGAAUUAGCUGAUAAAUUGUUGAAGGCAGAAAGUAAACCAAACAAUCGUCGAGUUUCAUUUAAAGUACCACCGGAGGCAAUUAAAUAUGAUGAAACGGAUUCCUCCAAUGAUAUUCAAUCACCCAAUCCAGUGGCUAGUGCAGCAACGAUUACUGAUGAUUAUGAUGAGGAUGAUGACGAUUUUGCAUUCUAAUCACCUUUUUAUUGUUUUAUUUUCAAUUCACAUUCAAGUGUAAGAAUUUUCAAAUGAUUUUUGCUGCUUUGUUUUGAUUAGAUUCAAGUUAACUAAUCAUUAUAAUUUUUGCAAAAUUAAAUUUUAAUCAUUAGGCAGAAAUAGAUAACAAUAUUCAUUGAAUUUAAAAUAUUCAAAAAUUAAUUUAUUUCCUUAUAAUGAUUUUCUGUGAAUUGUACUCUGAUUUUCAAUGUUAUUACUCAAAAGUACUUUUCAGCACUCAUGAGGUUGAAAUGAUUUUUUAUGCAUUUAACUUUUGUUUUCAUGGCAAAGUGCCUAACAUCAAUACGCACAAGUGUUUUAUUCAAAAUGAAAAGCUAAAAAAUUAUCCAAAAAUAUCUUUUCACUCGAUUUUAUCAAAAUUCAAAUUGAUCAUUUCAUUGACAAAUGGUGCUUUUGUAAAGUGUACAUUUGUAUUAAUCGCUUGUAUUGAACUCAAAAUAUUUGAUUCCAUUUUUAAGAGCUUCUUCCGAUUCCCUUUUUGCAAUUUAAUUCAAAAUUUUUGUGUAAUUUUCGCUUGGAAAUGUUGUUUUCAUUUUAAGCAUAACCUUUGAAAAUAAAUUGAUAAUUGUUUGAUUGAAUUUGAUUAUGAAACGAGAGAUCAUUUCUGGAUUCGCCAUUAACUAUCUGAAAGCCCAUUAUUAACAAUUCUGAUUUAAAUUUUGUAUUCAUUUAUAAUUGUAAAAUAGUCCAUUUGUGGUCCAAUUAAGUCAGGUCAGUAAUAAUAGGUCAGAUAAAAGUCAAUUCUCAAACGAAAACAUUUAUAGCAAAUGUGUUUGUAGCUUCUUGUUUGUUGUUAUGUCAUUAACUUAUGUUUCUUAUUUAUUCACUAUAAUUCACUAUUCAUUAUAAAAUGAUUUUAUUGUCUUAGCACAAAUAGUACU